Molecule: messenger RNA, 612 nt
Organism: Striga asiatica
Lineage: Eukaryota; Viridiplantae; Streptophyta; Magnoliopsida; Lamiales; Orobanchaceae
Source: the annotation of a GenBank genome assembly
AUGGAAGUACCAAAUAGUGAAGAAGUCGAGAUGCCAAUCCCUCUAAACAGCACAUACGGCCAUGGGCACAUAACCCAUCAUCCAAUUAUUGCCGCCCCACAAAUUCCUCUCGAAAAUCAUCAAUCGAAGCCCAUCCGCUACCGGGAGUGCCUCAAAAACCACGCGGCCGCCAUCGGCGGCAACGCCACAGACGGUUGCGGCGAAUUUAUGGCCGCCGGCGCCGGCGCCGGAGCCCUCACGUGCUCCGCCUGCGGCUGCCACCGCAACUUCCACCGCAAGGAGACGGACGAGCACACCAAUUUUUAUCCGAGGAAGGUGAUUUUAGGGCACAAUUACGAGGGCUAUCAGAUUUCGUGCAGGCCACAACAUCACCAUGAGGUGGGAUUGGGGAAUAAGAAGAGGUUCAGAACGAAGUUUACUCAGGAGCAGAAAGAGAAGAUUUUCAGAGGCAUCCUUGGAUCUGCUGUUAUGGGGACUGAGGCAGAAUCAGAGAACACCGUGUUUGCUUCACUUAAGAACGCUUUCCAGUCGAACAGGCAAGAAGGAAAUCACAUUUCAUCUGGUGAAGGAUCUCACACCAGAAUGAUUUCACGCAAUGAAUCGGUGAUGUGA